AUGGUCGACCAGCGCGAUCGUAAUUAUCAAAGAAUUCUCUGGGUCUCGGAUGACCAAACCGUUCGAGAUUAUCAAUUGGCGACCGUCACAUACGGCACUGCGUCGGCGCCAUUUCUGGCUCUUCGUGUUCUGAAGCAGCUUCUUGUCGAUGAGGGUGACCGAUUUCCUCUAGCUUCAGCCGUUCUCAAAGAUAACAUUUAUGUGGACGAUGUGCUGUUCGGGGCUGAGGACAUUCCGUUGCUUCGUCAGGCUCGAGAUCAAGUCUGCUCGCUCCUUCAGAGUGGCGGCUUUAAAUUACGAAAGUGGGCGAGUAAUCGCGCCGAGCUUUUGACUGACAUUCCGUCAGACGAUCACGGCCUUGCUUGCAACAAAAUUAUGCAGCCUGACGAGCGACUGAGUGUUCUCGGAUUGUCGUGGACACCAGCGCUCGACGUAUUCCAAGUGCAUGUCCACGUUUCGCCCGAGGUCUCUAAGACCAAGCGGGCAAUUCUCUCGACUAUUGCCAGGCUUUUUGACCCGAUGGGCUGGGUCGCUCCAGUCAUCGUCGCGGCAAAAAUUCUCAUGCAGCAACUGUGGCGCUGCGGAUGCGGUUGGGAUGACAAAAUCCCGCCGGAUGUUCAGUCGCGUUGGACAUCCAUCUACCAAUCUCUGUCAAGCAUCGACGGCUUGACGCUGCCUCGAUGGACGAGUCGCGGUUCGGACACGGCCGGCUGCGAGCUGCACGGAUUCGCCGACGCGUCCUCCGUCGCUUACGCCGCUGCCGUGUUUAUGCGCGUCACGUCUCUAUCCGGGGAGGUGGUCGUGACGCUCCUGGCCGCCAAAUCAAAGGUGGCGCCAGUCAGGCCGACGAGCGUUCCGCGGCUCGAGCUGGCGGCGGCGGUGCUGCUCACUCGCUUGAUGGAUUUUGUGCGAGUCUCACUCGACAUUCCUACUCUCGCGUGUCACUGUUGGACCGAUUCUGCAGUAGCGUUAGCCUGGUUGAGUCGCGAUCCGUCAAGCUGGAAAACUUUUGUGGCUCACAGAGUUGCGUUCAUCCGUUCGAGGUUUCCGCCCUCUCAGUGGUGUCAUGUUCCGACAGCCGACAAUCCCGCCGACUGUGCGUCAAGAGGAUUGCUGGGUGCGGAGCUCGCGUCACAUCCCCUCUGGUGGCGGGGACCGUCCUGGCUGAGGCUCGGGGAGAGUGACUGGCCAGUCAGAGACUUCGGCAGUCAACUCAAUCCGUCGCCCCGCGAGACUCGGGCGGAGGCACGCACUACCGUUGGGCAGGCGGUAGUGGACGAGGGUUGGGACCUAGCGUCCAGAUUUUCGACAUGGCCCAGGCUCGUUCGAGUCACGGCUUAUGUCAUGCGUUUCGUGGACCGCUGUCGUUGUGGCCGGGACGCGAAUGUCGCCGAUAGCUCCCCGUCGAGCGGUCUCACCGCGGACGAGUGUCAGCGCUCCAAGCUUUUCUGA
Messenger RNA from Cyphomyrmex costatus, 1452 nucleotides. RefSeq lists its product as uncharacterized. Lineage: Eukaryota; Metazoa; Arthropoda; Insecta; Hymenoptera; Formicidae. The record is from RefSeq and is a predicted model, not a curated record. Bases 1 to 1452 code for a protein of 483 amino acids. The transcript has a single exon.